Molecule: messenger RNA, 189 nt
Organism: Penicillium cinerascens
Lineage: Eukaryota; Fungi; Ascomycota; Eurotiomycetes; Eurotiales; Aspergillaceae
Exons: 1
Coding region: 1-189 (62 amino acids)
Source: RefSeq, a predicted model, not a curated record
AUGGGAGCUACACCAGAACUACCCAACCUCAACCUAGACCCGGCAUCUGAAUACCGCGCCUGGCAAGCACUCUCAGUCUACUUCACCGUCCUCCUCAAUCGUCAAAUCCGUCGCCGCUGGCAACUCGAGCACGAAUGCAUGCAGGACAGGCCCUGUCGCUCAAUGGUUCAGACCAGUCAUCUUCCUUGA